AUGGCGGUCGACCAGGAGUAUCCCAAGAUCACUGGAUACGCGGUCCACGAUGUUGAAGAUCACCCUCCUCCACCCCCGCGAUCGGACACAUCCAACUCCAUUAUCAGCGACCAUCAGAUCGUGUCUCAGCAUGAGCAAAUCAGCUUGGUCCGCGGUCUGUCGCAACGGCACAUUCAGAUGAUUGCCAUUGCUGGCGCAAUUGGAACUGGUCUUUUCCUCGGUCUUGGCGGCUCCAUCGCUACAGGUGGCCCUCUUGGCGCAUUGCUAGGCUACAUUUUCGUAGGCCUCGUCGUCUGCUCUAUCCAGUACUCGCUGGGUGAAGUCUCGGCUCUGCUGCCCGUGACCGGUUCCUUCGUGCGCCAUGCAGAGGUUCUCGUCGACCCUGCGCUGGCAUUUGCCAUCGGAUGGAACGUUGUGUACGGCUGCUUUAUCAGCGUGCCGAGCGAAAUCUCGGCCAGUGUCGUGUUGAUCCAGUAUUGGACCGACAUUAAUGCCGCCGUAUGGGUAACUAUCCUCCUCGUGGUGUCGGUGGUUGUCGCCAUCUCUUUCAUCGGCGUCUAUGGGGAAAUCGAGUUUGUCUUUGCUAUCCUCAAGAUUUUACUCGUCGUUUUCGUCGUCAUUCUCGGCCUGGUCAUUGACCUGGGUGGUGUGCCUGGCAAGCCCCGCCUGGGCUUCCACUACUGGAAGACGCCGGGUCCAUUCGUCGAGUACAUUGCCUCAGGCUCCUGGGGAAAGUUCUUGGGGUUCUGGGCCGUGAUGACCAACGCUGUGUAUUCCUUCGCCGGUGUAGAAUCGCUGGCAAUGGCCGCUGCGGAAACCAAGAACCCACGCCACAACAUCCCGAAGGCAUGCAAGCGCGUCUUCGCUCGUGUCUCGAUCUUUUACGUUGCCGCAGUGCUGGUCGUCGGUAUGCUGGUCUCCAGCAGUGAUCCCCGUCUCGGCAACGACUCGGGAACCGCAGCCACAAGCCCUUUUGUCAUUGCGGCCAGUGAUGCAGGAAUCAAGGCCAUUCCGUCCGUUGUCAAUGCCGUCUGCCUGACUUCGGCUUGGUCCGCGUCCAAUCAGAGUAUGCUGUCUGGAACGCGUACUCUGUUCGGCCUUGCUAUCAAGGGCCAUGCGCCAAAGAUCUUUCUCAAGACGACCAGUUGGGGUGUCCCCUAUAUGUGUGUGUUGCUGCAGAUCGCCUUUGCUCUGCUAGCGUACAUGUGCGUCUCUAAUGAGGCUCUGACCGUGUUCUAUUGGUUCGUGGAUCUGACCGCUGCUGGCACUUUGGUCUCUUGGAUUAGCAUCGCUUUGAAUCAUAUCCGCUUGUUGCAGGCGUUGAAGGCGCAGGAAAUUUCUCCAAAUGAGUUGCCAUGGCAUAACCGGAUUACUCGCUACUCUAGCUGGUUUGCCCUAGUUACCUGUGUCAUUUUCCUGCUGACAGGAGGCUUCACGGUCUUUACGAAGGGUAACUGGGACCCCGCUUCAUUCGUAUCGUCCUACUUGGACAUCCCUCUUGUUUUAUUUGCGUACCUGGGCUAUAAGUUGAUCCGCGGCACAAGUAUUGUUCCAUUAGAUCAGGUACCGAUCCGCCAAGCUCUUCAGGAGGCGGAAAGCGAUCCUGAGAACGUACCGAUCGCGAAAGAGAGCAUUUGGCAGAAGAUCAAUAUUUUGUGGGGGUAA
Molecule: messenger RNA, 1665 nt
Organism: Penicillium chermesinum
Lineage: Eukaryota; Fungi; Ascomycota; Eurotiomycetes; Eurotiales; Aspergillaceae
Product: Amino acid/polyamine transporter I
Exons: 4
Coding region: 1-1665 (554 amino acids)
Biological process (GO): amino acid transmembrane transport
Cellular component (GO): membrane
Molecular function (GO): amino acid transmembrane transporter activity
Source: RefSeq, a predicted model, not a curated record